Messenger RNA from Pecten maximus, 987 nucleotides. RefSeq lists its product as uncharacterized. The record is from RefSeq and is a predicted model, not a curated record. The coding region runs from base 1 to 987 and encodes 328 amino acids. Gene Ontology annotation, biological process: DNA integration. Gene Ontology annotation, molecular function: nucleic acid binding. NCBI's taxonomy places the organism in Eukaryota, Metazoa, Mollusca, Bivalvia, Pectinida, Pectinidae. The transcript has a single exon.
AUGUUGCUACGCCUGCAAGCCUACACCCUGAAGGUGGAAUACAAGAAGGGGAAAGAGAUGUAUGUAGCCGAUACUCUCUCGCGAGCGUAUUUACCCCUCGAGAGCUCAGUGGAAUCUAGUGUGCGUAGACUAGAGUAUGAACAGGUUAACUUCACUGAAUCGCUCAAUGUCAGUGAGCCGCGACUCAGACAGAUUCAGACGCACACAACGCAAGAUACGUGUCUACAGACAUUGAAAUCGGUAAUACUGUCUGGCUGGCCUGAUACCAAAGAGGAGGUACCAGUUACAAUUCGCGAAUAUUGGAACUUCAGAGACGAACUCGCAGUGCACAACAGAAUUCUAUUCAAAGAAAGCAGAGUUGUGAUUCCGAAGUUACUCCGUAAAGAAAUGUUGACCAGGAUACAUUCAAGUCACCAGGGAAUAGUGUCAUCCUUGAGUAAGGCUCGUGGAGUGAUUUUCUGGCCAAACAUGGGUAACGAAAUACGAGAUCAUAUCCAGCAAUGCGGGACCUGUUGUGAGUACGACAUUCGUCAGCAGAAGGAACCCUUGAUAACGCAUGAUAUUCCCGACCACCCAUGGGGGAAAGUCGGAGUAGACCUGUUUACGCUGCAGAAAACAGAUUAUCUAGUGUCGGUUGACUAUUAUUCUGAUUUCUGGGAGAUUGAUACACUAUCAGACACUACAGCAGCGACAGUGAUUGCCUGCUUGAAAAGACAUUUCAGUAGACAUGGCAUCCCAGACAUCGUUAUGUCAGAUAACGGACCACAAUUCAGUAGUGCUGAAUUCGCAGAAUUCGCGCGCGAGUGGGAAUUUAGUCAUACCACUUCAUCACCUUACCAUAGCCAGUCGAAUGGUAAAGUUGAAUCAGCAGUCAAGAUAUCCAAAACCAUCUUGAAGAAAACCAUUAGGAAUGGUCAGGAUCCAUGGAAAGCUAUUCUUGAUUGGCGGAACACCCCUACAGCAGGAAUGGACAGUAGUCCUUCCUAA